UAGGAGAGACACAAGGAAGGAAACCUAUACAAAUAAAGGUAAGGGAAUAAUACAAUAUAUUAAAUAUAUACAAUAUAUUUAACACGGGGAAUGGCCAAAUGAUGACGAUAAGCACGCCUUGCACUGCCACAAUACUUAACAACGGUAUCGCCCCUUGCUUCAGCUUCAUCAACGGCAGUGCCAUUGCCAAUAACGGUUCAUUAUCGUCAACUCGUCCACAAAAAGAGUGCUGCGAUGCACUGAAGUCGAUGGUGACCGAGGCGUUGGACUGUGCGUGCCUCAUCGUCACCGGAAACGUCCCCUUUUCCAUACCCUCCGUCCGCAUUCCUCUCCAGCUAUGUAAUGCCGGUGUGCCACUUCAGUGCAAAGGCUCUGGUGUCCCUUUACCAGCACCAGGUACAAUUUCUAAUCACUCCGUAAUUUCUACUACUUGUAUUGUACUCCCACCAUCCGACAAACCUUUCUAGUUCUGACUUUUAAAGCAUCUAAGUGGAGUAUAUUUUAUUGUUAACUUUUCAAAAAUGUCUUUAGAUGUGAUGAGUAAAAGUAGAAUGUUGAUUGGCAGUCCAAAUAAAUAGUGAAAAAGUGUGAUGCGAUAAGUAGAUUAAAAAUUAGCAGUAAUAAAAGUGACUUUUUAAUUGAAUUGAGAAAGGUUUUUUGGGCGGGUAAGAAAAGAGAAAGGUUGUG
This is a messenger RNA of Cuscuta campestris, 687 nucleotides long. The record is from the annotation of a GenBank genome assembly. NCBI's taxonomy places the organism in Eukaryota, Viridiplantae, Streptophyta, Magnoliopsida, Solanales, Convolvulaceae.